Molecule: messenger RNA, 1991 nt
Organism: Cadophora gregata
Lineage: Eukaryota; Fungi; Ascomycota; Leotiomycetes; Helotiales; Ploettnerulaceae
Exons: 4
Coding region: 717-1733 (338 amino acids)
Biological process (GO): glucose metabolic process
Molecular function (GO): oxidoreductase activity, acting on the aldehyde or oxo group of donors, NAD or NADP as acceptor; NAD binding; NADP binding
Source: RefSeq, a predicted model, not a curated record
GCAAAGCGAAGCAAUGACAGGAAAAGAAAAGAAAUAGGUAAAGUUAGCUGUACUGUAAUGUAAGCGGCGCACAUGGCUGUUUGUAUUUGCAACGGGAUGAAAUUGUGAGAUAAGCACAAGGCCGAUCAAGGUAGUCAAUCCAAUCAAUUUCCAUCGUAUAAUCCAAUCAAGGACCCUCUGUCCAGCCUCGCCGACGGACGUGAGGGAUCUUUGUCGCGGGCUUUGUUUGCCCUGCCCCUCUCUGUCUUCUCUGCUUCUCUGCUUCUCUCCUCGUAGCCCCUCCACAAGCGCUCCGUCAGUGCCCUGCCUGCCUGCCCUGCCAUGGGCCGUCCAGUGGUCCUUGCCCCGUCUGGGUCAAGCCUAGCCUGCCUCAACGAAUGAACACCCCACCACCACCCUACCCUACCGACCCUACCCAACUGCACCAGCCCACCAACCGAGACCAGAGGGCCAAACUCUUCAUCUCGCCGAAUCUUCCAGCAAAGAACUUUCUCUUCCUCAUAAACACUUUCUCCCAUACUAAAAACACCAUACACACAUCAUCAUGUAAGUACUCACUCCUAUCCGCCAUCGUCCAGCAUUCAUUGCUGCUCUCAAUCUGCCUAUCAACCCCUCCAAGAGCUGUUGAUUGAGCUCCCCCGCUGUCCUCUGCUAUCCCGCCAUCAAAACACACCGGUCAAACCACCUCUCUAAGAUCUAUCCUUCUCUGCAGAAUCAUGGCUCCCACUAAGGUUGGAAUUAACGGAUUCGGCCGUAUCGGUCGUAUCGUCUUCCGCAAUGCCAUCGAGCACGAUGAUAUCGACAUCGUCGCCGUCAAUGAUCCUUUCAUUGAACCCCACUACGCCGCCUACAUGCUCAAGUACGAUUCCACCCACGGACAAUUCAAGGGCACGAUCGAGGCUCUCGACGAUGGAUUGAAGGUCAAUGGCAAGACUGUCAAGUUCUACUCCAAGAAGGACCCCUCCGAGAUCCCAUGGAGUGAGACUGGUGCAUACUACAUUGUCGAGUCUACCGGUGUCUUCACCACCACCGAGAAGGCCAAGGCUCACUUGAAGGGCGGUGCUAAGAAGGUUGUCAUCUCUGCUCCUUCUGCCGAUGCCCCCAUGUACGUUAUGGGUGUCAAUGAGAAGUCUUACAAGUCCGAUGUUGAGGUCAUCUCCAACGCAUCCUGCACAACCAACUGCCUGGCUCCUCUCGCCAAGGUCAUCAACGAUGAGUUCGGUAUCGUCGAGGGUCUCAUGACCACCGUCCACUCCUACACCGCCACCCAGAAGACCGUCGACGGCCCAUCUGCUAAGGAUUGGCGUGGAGGCCGUACCGCUGCUCAGAACAUCAUCCCUAGCAGCACUGGUGCCGCCAAGGCUGUCGGAAAGGUCAUUCCAGAGCUCAACGGCAAGCUCACUGGAAUGUCCCUCCGUGUCCCAACAUCCAACGUUUCCGUCGUUGACUUGACCUGCCGUCUUGAGAAGGGUGCUUCUUACGAUGAGAUCAAGGCUGUCAUCAAGAAGGCUGCUGAGGGUCCUCUCAAGGGCAUUCUCGGAUACACUGAGGAUGAGAUUGUUUCGACCGAUUUGAACGGAGAUACGCGCUCAUCGAUUUUCGAUGCCAAGGCGGGUAUAUCCCUCAAUGCGAACUUCGUAAAAUUGGUGAGCUGGUAUGAUAAUGAAUUUGGAUACUCCCGCCGUGUUCUCGACCUCCUCAGCUACAUCGCGAAGGUUGAUGCAGGAAAGUAGGAGACUCACAUUAUUCUUCUCAUACUCUACAUGUCCUACGCCCCGAGAGUUGAAUGAUGGUUUCUGAUGAUUGUUUUUUUCUUUGCCAGCAGAGAUGUAUUGAAAGGCAGGCUUUGAGGGAAGGGGAGGGGGGAAUGGGAAGCAAUCAGAAAAACUGAAUUAUUAUGAAUGAAAGAAACGAUGAUGCCUGAAUUGUAAUUCCUUUUGACUUGGUGACCUUGAUUUAUUAAUUAAUGAAAUGGAGGUUGUUGGACCGGC